This is a messenger RNA of Ostertagia ostertagi, 504 nucleotides long. NCBI's taxonomy places the organism in Eukaryota, Metazoa, Nematoda, Chromadorea, Rhabditida, Trichostrongylidae. The record is from the annotation of a GenBank genome assembly.
GCGCUGGUGGCUUGCAGACUCUUUGACUCGCUUGCACACGAUGCCUCGCAUAAUUAUUUGGAGCUGGAAAUCUGCGAAGAAUUGAGGAGGAACAGCGAAGAAUUUCGCGAGUUGUCGAUUGAAGCUCUACAGUACUGUACUGAACAGGACAAGGACAUCACUCUGCAACUUCUCACCUAUGAAUUGACGAAUUGGGGAAACGAGACCUGCCUUUCAUUAGCUGCUCUGAACAACAAUCGACAAUUUUUGGCUCAUCCAUGCUGUCAACUUCUUCUCUCGGAUCUCUGGCAAGGUGGACUUCACAUGAGAAACAAUGCCAACCUCAAGGUCCUCGGCUCCUUACUUAUGCCGGCCAUGAUCUUCAUGAUGGAAUACAAGACGAAGGAGGAGCUGAUGCUCCAACCCCAUACAUUUGCUGAACAUCUCGAAGAGAAUUCGGACAGUGAUUCUUCGCUCAGUGACGACACCAGUUUCAGUGACAGUAGCUCCAGCGAGACUGAGGAG